Molecule: messenger RNA, 5361 nt
Organism: Aspergillus niger
Lineage: Eukaryota; Fungi; Ascomycota; Eurotiomycetes; Eurotiales; Aspergillaceae
Exons: 5
Coding region: 1-5361 (1786 amino acids)
Biological process (GO): long-chain fatty acid biosynthetic process
Cellular component (GO): fatty acid synthase complex
Molecular function (GO): 3-oxoacyl-[acyl-carrier-protein] synthase activity; fatty acid synthase activity; holo-[acyl-carrier-protein] synthase activity
Source: RefSeq, a predicted model, not a curated record
AUGGCUUGCAACGGAAUAGUAGGCUUUGCCACUCACAGCAAGGCUGUCACUGGUGAUGAAGAGAAGGAUUUGGCGUACAGGUUGUUUAUCGAGCUGCUUGCGUAUCAGCUAGCAUCUCCGGUAAGAUGGAUUGAAACGCAGAACGAGCUUCUCAGGAUACCAUCGCCAGUGCAGCGAUUCAUUGAAAUUGGACCUCGAGCUACGCUCACAAGGAUGGUCAGAAAGUCCGCUUCCAUACGUCAUGAUCAGCAUGCUCCGUCGCAGUGGUCGCAUUUGCAGUUUCUUUCGUAUCAAGACGACCGGGACAGAAUACACUAUGAGUAUCCGGACCCUGUCCCGCUGCCAUCGACCAUGCAACGAACAUCCCCAGCUUCGCCUCCAGCUCAGUUGGUCGUAAAAAGCUCUCGCUCAGAUGCCGGACCACCACUAGGAUCAAUGUCAAGCCCUGCGUCUGAACGUAUAAAGACCUCAGCCCAUGUACCCAGCGCCAGAGUUUCACUUUCGGCGCGUCACAUUCUUUUAGCCAUCACAGGUCAGAAGUUGCGAUGCCCUUUCGAUCAAGUGCCUAUGGACACGACGAUCCGCAAUUUGUCAGGAGGAAAGUCCACUCUUCAGAAUGAACUGAUAGGUGACUUGGUCGCUGAGUUUGGUCGGGUCCCGGAAGGCAUGGAAGAUAUGUCCUUGGCCAAUCUGGCAGAAGCUCUCCAGGGGAUAUUUUCAGGCAAACCUGGGAAACAGAUGUCGGCCUUGAUAUCCAGGUUUAUAUCAAGCAAAAUGCCUGCUGGAUUUAACCAGAGAUCUGCACAAAUGUACCUGCAUUCGAAGUGGGGCCUGGAGGAGCUUGAUGCAAUGAUUCCCAUGUGCUUUGCCAUCACUGUGCAGCCGUUAUCCCGUCUGCCGGAUGCAGAGGCCGCGCAUGCAUAUCUCGACAAUCUCAUUGGUCAAUACGCAGUGUUUGAAGGGAUAACUAUGGUGCCAACGCAACGACGUUCAAAUAACGAGAUUGGAUCAAUGGAGCCCAUAGCAAUAGAUGCAGUGGCACUCAGGGCACUCCGAAAGGAACAACAGGAUCUCCAACACAAGCAGCUGAGGUUGCUUGCAGAUCAUUUGCAGAUCAAUAUCGGUGCUCUCGAGGAGAAUUCAGCACAGAUGGCAGAUGAUAUAUUGUCCUUGCAAGAAAGCUUGGAACAGUGGAAUGCAGAAUUUGGUGAGGAAUUUCUGGAAGGCAUCCGACCUAUUUUCAAUGCCAAGCAGAUCAGACAGUAUGAUUCUUGGUGGAACUGGGUCCGCGAAGACCUGCUUCAAUGGCUUAACAAGAUCCUACUGGGAUCCAGAGACAUCGUGGUUUCAAGUGAGGAUGAUCACCUGCGUCGGAUCUUGAAUCGCUGGGACUCUAGCUGCACGGAUGUCAUUCUAGAUCGACUGGAGAUAUCAUCCUCAACAUCAAGAGCUUCUCAGACAGUUGGCCAUAUUGUGCUGUUGAACAAAAUCCUGAGCUUAGGGAUUCAUGCCCAAGCUACUGAUCCUGUUCACAUUCACACAUUGCCUCCUCUGAAGCCUAAGAUUAACUUCGGCAGCUCAGGGAGUUUGGAAUACGAGGAAACGGUUCGCUCAGUAGGCAGCUACACGGACAUAAUCCGCCGGGGACGUAGUUCUCCUACCGGUACCACAGCGUCCACCCCUUUUGUGCAUAUCAAAACACGCAACGGUGAAGAAGACUGGACAUAUGACGCAAAUGUCACUGAGAUGCUUCAUCAGGUGUUGGAUGUGGGCCUCACCACUGGUUUCAGUUAUGUUGGUAAAACAGUGCUUGUGACAGGUGCUGGUCCCAAUUCCAUUGCCGUAGAAAUAAUCCAAGGGCUCCUCGCCGGUGGCGCCCGCGUCCUCGUCAGCACAAGCCGUACGGUCUCCACGAACGCUCAGGUUUACCAGAGGCUGUUCAGGAAGUACGGAGCCCGCGGGGCUAGUUUGACGCUACUCCCAAUGAACCAAGCCAGCAAACAAGACUGUGAGGCUAUAAUUGAAUAUAUAUACGAUGCAAAAUCUUCUGCUGGUAAUGAUUUGGAUUGCAUCAUUCCGUUCGCCGCCAUUCCGCAAACCGGUGAACCCGAGACGUUAAGCGGCCGACAAGAACUUGCCCUCCGAGGGAUGCUUGUGAACCUCCUGCGGCUGGUGGGUCUCGUUUGUCGCGAAAAGGAAAACCGACGCAUAAACACCAGACCGACAAUGGUAAUCCUACCAUUGUCAUGCAAUGAAGGGACAUUCGGUGGAGACGGCCUGUAUGCGGAGGCGAAAAUCGGACUCAAGUCCUUAUUCAACCGAAUUCACUCUGAAAGCUGGUCGACUUAUGCCACUAUCUGUGGAGCUGUCAUGGGGUGGACUCGAGGAACUGGAUUAAUGCACUCAUCGGAUAUAAUAGCAGCGGAGAUGGAAAAGCUCGGUGUCAUCACCUUCACCCGAGCCGAGAUGGCCUUCAAUAUCCUGGCGCUACUAUCACCGGUCAUAAUCGCUCUCGCCGAAGAGACACCUGUAUAUGCGGAUCUUACUGGCGGAUUUGGGACCAUGUGGAAUGUAAGUGAAUACAUCGCAGCGAGCCGUAAGACGGUGGCCGAAAACCUUCGUUUGGGUCUUGUUCUGGCGGAAGAGGAGGUACACCAAGAAGAAGCCAUCCACGGAAGGCAAACAGACCCUCGUGCACACGAGCUAAAAGUGAGAAAUAAGCGAGCCAACCUCAAGAUCGGAUUCCCCUCAAUAACGAGGUACGAGCACAUGACGGCCGGGCUUCCUGAUCUUCAAGGAAUGAUUGACCUUUCGCGAACGGUCGUCAUAGUAGGGUUUUCCGAGCUCGGGCCGUGGGGAAGCUCACGCACACGAUGGGAAAUGGAAAGCCAGGGUCAAUUCUCCUUAGAAGGAUACGUUGAAAUGGCGUGGAUGAUGGGUCUGAUCAGACACACCACAGACGAUUUCAAGGGCCAGCCAUACGUUGGGUGGAUCGAUGUCGAAACAAACGAGCCGAUCCCGGAUGACGAGAUUCCUAGAAGGUGCCACCGAAAGAUCAUGGAGAACUCUGGCCUUCGCUUUAUUAUGCCCGAUGCACUCAAUAGAUACGAUCCCUCACGAAUGGAGUUCAUGCAUGAAGUUGCGAUUGAAGAUGAUCUGCCGCCGUUCGAGAGCUCCAAGUCUGCGGCAGAAGCAUUUAAGUUGCGCCAUGGAGAUCAUGUCUUUAUCCAGCAAAUCUCGGACUCGGACAAUUAUCGUGUAUCUAUGAAGAAGGGGGCUGUGGUAAUGGUGCCCAAGGCAGUUCCUUUCCAUCCCCUUGUGGGCGGAAGGCUUCCCAGGGGAUGGGACCCCUUGCGGUAUGGCAUUCCCGGGGAUAUUGUUCAAGAAGCCGACCCCACUACUUUGUAUGCACUCUGCUGCGUCUCGGAGGCAUUCUUGUCCGCUGGUAUCAAAGAUCCGUAUGAGAUGUAUAAGCACAUUCACGUCUCUGAAGUAGCCAACUGCUUGGGAACUGGGGGUGGUCCUAUGAAGACAAUCCAGAGCAUGUACCGCGACCGAUAUCUCGAUCGGCCAGUCCGAGGGGACAUUAUUCUUGAUCACUUUUCUAAUUCCAUGGGCGCGUGGGUAAACAUGCUGCUUCUCUCUUCCUCCGGUCCACUCAAGACACAUGUCGGUGCAUGUGCCACAGCCAUAGAAUCAUUAGACAGUGGAUGCGAGACUAUUCAGACUGGGAAGUGUAAAGUUGCUAUUGUUGGCGGUUGUGAUGAUUAUGGAGAAGAGGUCGCUUACGAAUUUGCUGGCAUCAAGGCCACUGCGAACACCAGAGAGGAGUUGGCCAAAGGUCGUCUGCCGGGCGAAUUCUCUCGCCCGACCACAAGCUCCCGGAGCGGCUUUGCGGAGUCCGCUGGUUGUGGGGUACAAAUAGUAAUGGCUGCCGAUCUUGCUCUUGAAAUGGGACUGCCAAUCUACGGUAUUGUUGCUUACACCCAAAUGGCGAGUGAUCAAAUUGGUCGAUCCAUUCCAGCCCCAGGCAAGGGAAUUCUCACAGCUGCACGAGAGUCAAAGGACGCUAGACACUCGCCGGUACUGAAUUUUGACUUUCGACGCGCAGGAUUCGAGAAAGAAGUAGCCGAUAUUUGUCACCAAUCAUCGGGCGAACUAAGCGGCAGCAUGAAAUCUAAGAUACGACAUGCCCAGCACCAGUGGGCAAACAGAAUCCGGCUGCAAGAUCCUGGAAUUUCUCCUCUCAGGGCCGCACUAGCAACAUGGGCACUAGCAAUCGAUGAUAUAAGUGUUGUUUCGAGCCAUGGGACUUCAACACGAGCGAACGAGAUCAAUGAAGGUGAGGUGAUAAACACCCAAAUGAACCACCUGGGUCGACGUAAAGGUAAUCCGCUCCUAUGCGUGUGUCAGAAAUCCGUGACAGGGCAUCCCAAGGCAGCUGCGGGUGCCUGGCAACUCAAUGGCUGCAUACAAAUGUUCCGCGAUGGGAUAGUCCCAGGGAACCGCAACGCGGACAAUAUUGACGAGCAGCUCCGACAGUUCAAGCAUCUGGUCUAUCCCAUGGAAUCGAUGAAGGCGCCCGACUUGAAAGCAAUCAUGCUCACCUCCUUCGGAUUUGGUCAAAAGGGUGCUCUGGCCGUGGUGGUAGCACCCAGAUAUCUCUUCGCGGCUGUUCCGGCUGCAACGUUUGACGACUACCGAAGUCGAGUGAUACAGAGGCAGCGGACAGCCAACGUAGAAUUUGUCAUCCGGCUGCUGAAGAACUCGCUGGUCCAAGUUAAAUGCGACCCACCGUGGAAAAGCCCUGAUAUUAUGAAGAGUAUCUUCCUUAACCCAGAGAGUCGUUUAGAAGCGGCUGACUCCUCCUUCGGGGAGACUCCGGCUAAAACUUCUACUCAGGAGAGUAUAGACAAUAGAUCGGCUGUCACGGCUGCGCUUGUUCAAUCCCUACUCGAGCAUGUUACUGGGCGCGCCGGUGCGACAUCAUCGACCAGCGUGGGAGUUGACGUGGAGGAGAUCACGAGUCUCGACAUUGAAAACCUCAAUUUUCUGCAGCGCAAUUUCACACCUGCGGAACUGGACUACUGUUCCCAGGCACCGAACCCACGCUCCACAUUUGCGGGCCGUUGGAGUGCCAAAGAGGCCGUUUUCAAAAGUUUUCGGGUGCCUUCUAUGGGUGCAGGGGCUGCAAUGCAGGAUAUCGAGAUCUUGGAAGAAAGCGGGAAUCCUUAUGUCAAGCUUCACGGACAUGCUCACGCUGUGGCGAUGUCCAAGGGUAUCAGCAACAUCGAACUGGCGAUUGGCCAUUCUAGGGAAGUGGCUGCCGCCGUAGCGCUAGCCAGGUGGACCCGUGAGUGA